AGCACUCACUAUCCGGCGAUAUCUCCCUUGACCGUCCUCUGCGGCUAUUGAAGCAGUAGGUCAGACAACGACGCUAACACUGGAGCUGUAAAUUCAACUACGGGGGCUCCCGUUCAAAGCGCCGCAUCAAGCUGACCAGCUAGCGCAGUGAAAUCACUUGCGACUCUCUCUGAAACGAUAUUUCUGUUUCGGAGAAGUGCAAAUUGAUAUCCCAAAAACCACUGCCGCCACCAAAAAUCCAAAAUCGAAGCAAAAAUGGUUCAAAAUAAGAUCACCGAAAUCACUGGGUUCCAUCGCUCUUUCAAGGGCCAAAAUCCCUUUGAAUCUGACGACUGCACUAAAAAUGGAUCCCUUAUUGAUUCGUCCUUUAAUUUUGAUUCCUCCCCAAGACAUGACAUAACUUCCAGCCAUCCUAUCGACAUCCCCGAUGCCAAGAAGAGAAACAAGAAGAAAAAGCGUUGCCGGGCAACUGACAGUUUCUCAGGGAGAUUCGAAGAUGUCUACAGACUGCAUGAAGAGUUACUAGGAGAGGGUGCUUAUGCCAGAGUGCAAACAUGCUUCAACCUCAUCACCAACAAGGAGUAUGCCGUCAAGAUCAUUGAGAAGAGACCGGGUCACAGCCGCAGCCGCGUCUUUCGAGAGGUUGAGAUGCUCUAUCAGUGCCAGGGACACAGUAACAUCCUGGAGCUGGUAGAGUUCUUUGAAGAGGAAGAUAAAUUCUACCUGGUGUUUGAAAAGCUAAGAGGAGGCUCCAUCUUGGCACACAUUCACAAACGACGAUACUUCAGCGAACAGGAAGCCAGUGUUGUCGUGCAGGAAAUCGCCAGUGCUCUGGAUUUCCUGCAUAACAAAGGAAUGGCGCAUAGAGACCUCAAACCUGAAAACAUCCUCUGUAAGAGUGCAGACAAGAUUUCCCCAGUCAAGAUCUGUGACUUUGACCUGGGCAGUGGCAUCAAGCUGAACAGCGACAGCUCACCCAUCUCCACCCCUGAGCUCCUCACUCCUUGUGGCUCAGCAGAGUACAUGGCACCCGAGGUGGUGGAGGCCUUCAGUGAGGAGGCCACUAUUUAUGACAAGCGCUGUGACCUGUGGAGCCUUGGAGUCAUCCUUUACAUCAUGCUGAGCGGCUACCCCCCCUUUGUAGGCCGCUGUGGUGGAGGCUGCGGCUGGGAGUUAGGGGAGCCCUGCCACACCUGCCAGAACACUCUGUUUGAGAGUAUCCAGGAAGGAAAAUACGAGUUCCCAGAAAAAGACUGGGCUAACAUCUCCUCAAGUGCCAAAGACCUCAUAUCCAAACUUCUGGUUCGGGACGCCAAAAGUCGCCUGAGUGCCAGCCAGGUGCUGCGACACCCCUGGGUGCAGAGGGGUGCAUCUGACACUUUAUCAACAUCAAUCCUGCAUCCAAGAUCCAGCAAUUCCAGGGAUCUGACAUUCUUUGCUGACAAAGCCAUGGCUGUGAACCGGCAGCUAGCUGAACAGGACGACAUGGAAGACCAGCAGCAGCAGGACGUCCCGUUUGUUAUUACCACUACUGGCUCUUCUAUUCGCCUCUCCCUUUCUUCCAACUCCAAGCUGGCCCGGCGCCGGCAGCAGCCCAGCCUGGGGCCCGUCUCUGCUGCAGAGCUCCGCCAGCUCCUGGCCCCUCUGGUUAUUGUGGGAGACUGUGCCUGAACCUUCUCAACCCUGACCUCCGACCUCCUGUUAAGAUUCAAGUCCAGAUCCAGACUACCCUGGGACUCUCUCAUCAAUUCUGGCCCCCCUCCCUGACUCUUGCUGGCCUUGGUUCCUCUGCCAUUUGGGCUUUCUUGCCUCGCUGUAAGGGAGACGCUGCUUGCAGCCCUUCCUCUAAAUGCCUUCUGCCCUUCCGCAGCACUUUUGAAGCACAUCAGCCCAGGGCCUGCAAACACACUCACUCACUCACUCUCACACACACACACAAGUCAAUGUUUGGGGGGGGAGGGCCAGUUAAUGAUUUGGGAGAGAAGUCUUUUCUAAGUUUUUCUUCAUAAAAAUAAGUUCAGAAGAAAGCAAGAACACUUAUCUUUGAAACUAAGCUCAGACACCAAAGGACAACCUGUUGUGCUGCUCCCACGUUACAACUGGAUCCACUGUGAAAUAAUUUAUCUGGAAUGUUCUCUUUGCCUGUAUGUAUAUGCAUGAAUGGCCCAUCUGCAGAUACGUACGAGCUUAUGCAAUAUGCCAAGUAGGCUGUCCUGUAUCAGAGGGAUUUAUAAGAGGUUGAAAGGGCUGUAAGCCAAUGCUGUCCGUGCCUGGUGCGGUCCGUUCAUAUGGCUGGAGACUUGAAGGGUUUUUUUUUUUUCUCCAUUUGAGAUAAAGAUAAAACAUGCACUCAUCGAGCUUGGUGGCCAUGCACUUAAUGCUCCCAGGGCAAAGAAUGUUUGUCUGUUCGCAGCCAGGCACAACUUGCGCUUUCACCCAUUCAUACAGUUUAUUCCAUCUAUGCCAAAUGAUCCGUGGCCACAUCAUUCAUCCCUCAUGGCUGAUAGAGUUUGAUCCAACCUAUUUCACUUAUAUGAUCCAUGGCCACCCCAAAGUACACUUCUGACGUAGCUCUUAAGUAUAUCUGGUUUGUUGGUACAAGCUAAUUAUUUAAAUUUGCUAAGCUAGUGAAACUGGGUCAGUGUUACUCUCAUCAUAAAGAAUUGUCCCUUUACUGCAACCAGGAGUUUUUUUGUCUAAGAAAUAGAUUGAACUUUGAAUAUGUUGGCUGUAAAGGUCACAAGCACAUUUUGGCCAAUGUGGCGGUAGUGUCUUUUGUUUAUUGAAUACACACAUUUGGACCCUUUUUUUUUUUUUUCUUCCCCAAGUUCACCAUUGAUUUGUUUUUGUCACAUUCUCAUUGCAAACUAAGAGGGAGAUGUUGAAAAAGAAACAUUAAAAAAGGAAACAUUCCACAAAAAGAAAGUCUUCCGGGCAUGUAGCUGUUUUAAGUUAACUUUAUUUUGUCAUGUUUGAAACUCCAUGUCAUUGUGCCACACUGAUUUUCUUUCUUUUGUACGGCUGUUGAUAAGCUUAUUUUCUGUAUAGUGAAUUUCAUGCAGGUUCAGUUCAGGUGAAACACCGGAUGUUUUCCUUGUUUUUUUUGCGGGUUUUUUUUUUUAAAUUCAGAGUACGUGGUGUACGAGUUCAGAUGGGAAAGAGUUUAAGUUGAUCUGGAGCGUUAUUGCCCAGUGAAGGAACGCUUUUAAGUUUUAUUUGUAAGAGUUGGCAAUAAUUUUUUUUUUUUUUGUCAUUCAGAUUAAGUUGAAGCUCAUUCUGAAACUGAUAGGUAAUGGACUGGUUAUGAGGUCUCACAACACUGUAACCAUUUCACCAAAGAGGGUUCAACCUGAUUGGACAUGUGAUCAUCACCUAGUUGGAGCAGUGGGAUUUUGAUAGCCGCAUCCCGUUACCAGCACUGCAGCGAUGGUACUCUGGAAAUGGCUCACUUGGUGUCAUUAUGCUGAUAAUGGGACACCGUAAUAGUUCUAAAAUACCUUUCUACAGAUGCAUCGUUCUGGGGUUUUAUGUCUUAUACUAAGACUUACUUGAAUUUGUGUAUGCAGCUGUUUCUCCAUUUGGGAAACUACUUUGCUACAGGUAAAUCUCUAAGCAUUAGGCUGAUGAUCAAGGCAAUCUUGGGGUUUCUAAAAUACCUAAAACAGUUCAGUAUUCUGCCUUUGUCUCCUUUUUGGGCAUCAGACAAGUUGGACCCUACUUUUUUAGAGGGUUCAAUACUCAAACGCACAGUUUCUGGCCAUACUCUUAAUAUCCUGGAUGGUAUGAUUAGAGUUUUCUUGGUCAUGACCAUUUCUACUUUUGUCAAAUGGCAGUAGCUUUUUGGACUGCCUUUUAUUGGGGGGGUGGGGCAAAUAGGACAACAUUGUAUCCUUAAGCCUCGCAAUUUUUAUAUUGUAAGUCAUUUUGAAGUAAGGAUGUGUUAAAAUCCAGUCAUUCCUUCAAAUCGACAGUCCAUCAAUCUCCCCAAAUUUGAAUGUAGCCCGCAGGCAAAAGCAUUUACAAUCCAGCAACGUUGAUCAAAUGUUUUAUAAAGAGUUCUUCUCAUGGACAUGGUGUUGAAAUAUCCUAUCUACGUGGAUUCAGUCCUCAAUCUUUUAUUUUCUAUUGAGUUGACAUCUGUUUUUCAACACUGAAUGCACAAAGACCGUCGUGUCCAUGAAAAGAUAUUUGAAAUAAAUACAUCCUUUCAAAUACGAAACAUAUUUUUGAGUUAAAAUAAGCACUUUACUGUACCAUGUGAAUGAUUGCAGUUCACUCAAGGAACAUUUAUGACCGUUGCUACAGAAUUUUGUAUUGUUUUUCUAAAAAAUAAAAUUGCAAUAAAAUGCUUUAAACUAC
This is a messenger RNA of Trematomus bernacchii (emerald rockcod), 4359 nucleotides long. It is a transcript of the gene mknk2b, whose product is annotated as MAPK interacting serine/threonine kinase 2b. The record is from RefSeq and is a predicted model, not a curated record. Gene Ontology annotation, molecular function: calcium-dependent protein serine/threonine kinase activity; calmodulin binding; ATP binding. The transcript is spliced from 14 exons. Lineage: Eukaryota; Metazoa; Chordata; Actinopteri; Perciformes; Nototheniidae. The coding region runs from base 256 to 1671 and encodes 471 amino acids. Gene Ontology annotation, biological process: protein autophosphorylation; peptidyl-serine phosphorylation; intracellular signal transduction. Gene Ontology annotation, cellular component: cytoplasm; nucleus.